UUAUAGAAGAGACAGAUUUAUAGCUCUAGAAUAUGAGGGUAUUGAUAGGUACAAAGAAGAAAAGAUAUUUUGGGCUCCUCCAUUACCUACUCGCAACACAUUGCCUCAAUCUCUCCCUCAAACUAAACCCAUCAUUCAACAAAAACCAUUAUCUCCCGUUUUGCCACAAAUUUCUCUUGAGGAAUCUCAAUCUGUUACACCUCCUCCAACUAAAGAAGAUAUUAGACCUGUUACUCCAGCUCUGCAACCUUCUCCACCACUUCCUCCAGCUCAACAACCUUUUCCACCACUUCCUCCAGUUCAAGAACGACUUUUGUCACCUCCACGCAAAAUUUCCACAGCUGAUGAAAAUCAAUAUUCAUCUAUUUCUAAGCCACAGAAAAAUCCUAGCUCCCCUUCUCCUAAAGAACUACGUCCACCUUCGCCCAUUAAUCCCCCGACUACUUCUCCGCUUCCUGAUUUACCAAAGCCUGAAGCACUAA
Meloidogyne enterolobii is the source of this 482-nucleotide messenger RNA. NCBI's taxonomy places the organism in Eukaryota, Metazoa, Nematoda, Chromadorea, Rhabditida, Meloidogynidae. The record is from the annotation of a GenBank genome assembly.